CUGGUGACCACGUCAGCCCAGCAGCGAGGCCAGCAGCAGGACAAUUACGAGUCGGCAGAGUUUCCCUUCAUCACACUGCGCACCUUUCCGUCGGGCUUCAUCACGCAUAUCGGCGGCACGGUGAGCGCUCGCUCUGUGAAGCUUCUCGACCGUAUCCACCACCCGGAGGAGAGUGAGACGCGAGACGCCUGGUGGGCUGAGGUACGGACGGAGGUCCGCUCGCACUGCAAGUCAUUAGCCUGCAACGUCGUGCUCGGAUAUGAAGAGGCGACAACUAUUUGGGAUGACGUAUGCGUGCUGAGCGCCUACGGCACGGCAGCCACGGUCAACUUUGCCGCGCUGGGUCUGUCGGAGCCGCUGGCGGCCGCUCGCUGUGACUCCCGGGAGGUGCGGUCGGCACUGCGGCUGGACGCCAGUCUGACCAGUCAGGCGCUGGUGAUUCUGGAGGAGCCCGACUCGUCGGUUUCCAACUGUGCUCCGUGUCACCUGCCCUACAGCCAGGGCAGCGCGCCCGCAUCGGCGCUCCAGUUCAACUGCGCCGUCUGUAGAAAGAGCAAGGUGCCUGACGUGGUGUUCAGCACCAUCGAACCCCCCGGGGGUCUUCCAGUCACCGGCCGUGGCUGUCUCGUUCAGGCCCGCGUGUGUCGAGAAAAAGCCGACGUCAAGUCUGAAGUUCUGGCCAAGGAGGUCUCCGACCGACUGCCGUUCCUCGAGUACGAACUGCACCGGCAGCUGCUCACCAAACUCAGGAUUCUCGGCAUGAAUGCGCUAUUUGACCUGACGAUUCAGCUGUCGAUUGGUGAGGAGAUUAUGGUGGCUGUGGCCACAGCGACUGCCGUCUACCUGUCUGCCCUGCCGCCGCCCGUGGUGCCUCGUGUCACAUCAGCCGUUAAUGACAGCGCCGACCGUCUCGCCGAGACGCAGCGUCGAAUCACCGAGACUGUGGCCAGUAACCGGGAGGCGUUCAACAUCUCCGACCAGGAUGAGAGUGGGAGGACGUCGGACGAGGAAUCCGAGGAUGAGGAGGAUAAGCCCGAGCUGGACCUGGCUGCCGGAAACAAGGACGCCUGUAUACUGGAGAUGGACGACACAGAGGACGCCGACCUGCUCUCUAUGCUGAUGAGCCGGCCACCACCGGAGCUCUUUGACUUAGUCUCGACAAGCAGUGUGCCCGGGGUGCCGGAGCGGCUGCUGCUGGAUGACAGGCAGCUGUUCACGCGGAUAGUGCGGACCAAGCUGAGCAGCGCCUCCAAUCGGCAGCUGGCGCAGACUGUGGAGAAAAUCAUACAGGGCCUGUACUUCAAACUACGUAAGCUGGCGCCUUGCGCACUGUGCGGUCUUCGGUUCAGCGUCGAUCUGCCCGAGGACGACGAAAUCCAGAUAUCCGUGUAUGGUGCGGCGCUAAGCGUCAGCGCCCCUCUCAGCAAACAGGCGUCUCUGCGCUCGGCCGGCGCGGAGAACGGUUCAGCCGACGGCACAGGGGAGGGCCCGGGUGGAGACAGGUCGGCCGGUCGGGCCGGCAGUGUUACCGGCGCGCUCAAAGCUCAGAACUCACUGUGGCGCGGCGACUAUGACGUCAUUAUUACGCCACUGCCGCACGUCACCGGCGGAAAGGUGGAGCGCUGGCUGGGUAACCUCAACUUCUUCUUCAUUCGAGAGUGCACCGGACUCAGAGAGGUGGGAGGUCUGAACGGCUUCAUGCAGGACCUGGUCACCGAGGUGCUGGCUGUGGUGCGCGCACACGUCACUUCGCUUGGAGGGAACGCACUCGUCUCCUACUUCAUGUCGCAGUGUGUUCUGCUGCCCAACCCGCACAAAAACCAGGCGCAGUGCCUUGUCAAUGUCGGCGGCGACGCAGUGCUGGUCGGCCACGCCGCUCGCUCCGACGACGGAUGAGCACGGGUGCCACCAGCAGCGGUGGAGGCUCGCAAUAUCACAGCUCGGGAAGUGGGACAGUUUGAGCGCCCGUUCGGUCACGGGAAGACAUUUCUGACCACAGGACUGCGUGAGUCAGGCCAGCGAAGUUUGUUUCUAAGAUAGAUUAGCGGCCAGUGGAGCUUCGUGAUGGCUUAGUGACCGCGGAAGCAUCCAUCGCUCACUCGUUAAGUGCCCCGUUUAUUCCGCUGUUCUCGCCUUUGAUAGUCUACCAUCGAAAGCAUUUGCGAUUGCGAGUGAUUAUAGAACGGUUUAAUGUUCUGCCUUCAAUAUGUUAUGGGUCCCUUGCAGUAACGGAGUGUCAUGUUGAGCUCAAUUUCGGGUAUGGUGUAGUCAGCGAAUUUGUCUCAGAGUAGAUUGGUCAGUGACCUUCGGGCCAGGGUGGCUCGUGUUGCCAUGACUGUUGGCUGUUAGACUGAGAUGUGGGCCUUCUUUGACGCAUGUAGGACGUCGGACCAGAAGAGUCCGAUGGUUAACGUAAGUUAAUGUUGAAAAGACUAGCACCAGUAUAUGCAAUUAAAGACAUCGAGCGCCGACCGUCGCAACGCCAGUUUGGUACGGUGCCGCAUAUCGUAAUGUACGGCACUGUAUGACACGAUAUAGUAAUACACCGUGCAGCAUAGUACGAUAUGCUACGAUACGGUACGGUGGGUAUACUAUUGGGCCUGUAUGGUGCGUUGGAACACUAAAUGGUGCGGCCGGCCCGGCCUAUCUGCCUGUUGUCGCCUUGUCCUGACGACCAGUCACUAUUGCGUGACGACGGCCGUGCCGCGAAAGUGCAAUAUAUUACCUUCGCUA
This is a messenger RNA of Amphibalanus amphitrite, 2733 nucleotides long. RefSeq names its product C2 domain-containing protein 5-like. Gene Ontology annotation, biological process: protein localization to plasma membrane; positive regulation of vesicle fusion; positive regulation of protein targeting to membrane. Gene Ontology annotation, cellular component: plasma membrane. The transcript has 15 exons. The annotation marks the transcript as partial. Gene Ontology annotation, molecular function: calcium ion binding; calcium-dependent phospholipid binding. The record is from RefSeq and is a predicted model, not a curated record. Lineage: Eukaryota; Metazoa; Arthropoda; Thecostraca; Balanomorpha; Balanidae.